GCGGUCUCCAUGGUCAAACCACACAUGGUCAAGGCUGUGUGCACUGACGGCAAGCUCUUCAACCACUUAGAGACUAUUUGGAGAUUCAGCCCUGGGAUCCCUGCCUACCCUCGAACCUGCACUGUGGACUUCUCGAUUUCCUUUGAAUUUCGUUCUCUGCUGCACUCCCAGUUGGCGACCAUGUUUUUUGAUGAGGUUGUCAAACAGAAUGUUGCUGCCUUUGAGCGCCGGGCAGCCACUAAGUUUGGUCCAGAAACAGCCAUCCCCCGCGAACUGAUGUUCCACGAAGUGCAUCAGACCUGAGAGGAAGGGCAGCUCUCUGGCCUCCACCCCUUCCCACCCAACUUUAUUUAUUCGGCUUGGCUCUUGCUCAGAGAGAGGUCUAAGUUUCACCUCGCGAUCUUCCCAAACUGGGCUGCAUGCUGGUGGACAUGUGGGAAAGAUAGCAGAUAUGGAAGUGAGAUACACAGAAAGGGUCAGGAGCGUUCUGACAGCCUCAUCUGCCCACAGCCGUUAGUUUCACGCUGAAUAAAAACCAGGGCUGUGGUCUCUGGGCCAGGUCAAGCGAAUAUAGUAGUAACUUCCUUACAGAGGUACUGGCUGGCAGGUAACUUUUACCCUGCUAAGAUUUCUCAGGAGAAAAGGCAACCUGCGUCAGCUCAGGAACAUGUCACACUGUCUGACAGGUGGGAAGGGAGGACCUGCUUCACCAUCGUGCCACAGAGCAGGAGGAGGAAUUCCAUCACAGUGUGGUCUAUACUGUAGGGAUGAACCUUUUUCUUCCACGCGGCCUGAGUUUUUAUAAAACUUCAAUAAAUUGUGACAGUGUGAAUUUG
Onychomys torridus (southern grasshopper mouse) is the source of this 836-nucleotide messenger RNA. RefSeq names its product coenzyme Q10A (gene Coq10a). The record is from RefSeq and is a predicted model, not a curated record. Gene Ontology annotation, molecular function: ubiquinone binding. Lineage: Eukaryota; Metazoa; Chordata; Mammalia; Rodentia; Cricetidae. Gene Ontology annotation, cellular component: mitochondrion. Gene Ontology annotation, biological process: ubiquinone biosynthetic process; cellular respiration. The transcript has 3 exons. The coding region runs from base 10 to 303 and encodes 97 amino acids.